GCAGUGGUUGGUGGGUUGGGCGGGCGAACUGCGUUGGUGGCUGCAGGUCCCGUUCAGGGGAAAGCAGAGGCCAGGCCCUUUUGCUCGAGUCGGGAGAGGGGAUCAGCACAACAAACCCAGUCCUCGGCCGGUUUCUGCAGCAAAGAGAGAAAGGCGAGACAAGAAGGAAAGAAAACGGCAGUUAUAGAAAUUAUUUUUUGUAAGAAAUUGGAAAUUGGCCGAAAACAGCGAGACAAGAGACGACAAAAAACCAGACCAGAUCAGCAGUACACCAUGUGUGGUUGCAAUUAAAGUGCCCCCCAGGGCCCAUCAACCAGGGGCAGCGUGCGUCCUCAUCAAAAAGUCGAAGAAAAAAGCCUGCACGCAAUCUCACACCACCUAUGUGGCUCUGCUGCGGCCUCUGUGGUCUUCCCCGGGCCAAUCACUACCCCGGUUGCUUCUUUGGGCUGCUGGGCCUUGCUGCUGCUUCUUCUUCUUCUUCUUCCUCUGCCCUCUUUUCCUGUCUUGCUAACCCAAAUCCAGCGAAGCGUCUUUUGGUUUCUCUUUUUUCCUCUUCCCCGGAUCUCGCUACUUUCCUUUCCUCCUUCUCUUCUUCUGUUCCUCUUUUUUCGACUCUUGUACCAUCUUUGUAUUUACGCUCUUACCUCCAGUCUCUCUUUACCAACAACACUCACACCCACCACCCACACGCUCUCUACUGCUCUGUUUGCUGCUAAAGAAACGCUCACCUACCUACAACAACAACCUUUGUUCAAAAGACUCUCUCCGCGUACAUAUAACAAAAGCCCUUUACCGAAACCAUGGGCAUCAACCUUCUCGAACGCAUCCAAGCCAAGCUCGAGGUCUUCCGCCUCGAACAGCGCUACACCCGCCGCCGCAAUCGCCGGUCGACCUUUGUCUCCAACGCGAUCUACGUUGACGGCGAAUACGUCUACCAGACGCCCAACAGCACCGGCUCCUCGGCAGACUCGAGCUCUGUCCGCGUCGACGCCCUCCACGGCGAGCAGAUGAACCUCAGCCACUCCCACAGAAACCUCCCCACCCUCGCCCCCAUGAUGGAGGACGGCUCCUACUCGCCUUCGUCCUCGGCUCCCUCGCCAACAGAGCGCAAGAGACUCAACCGCUUCAGCUCUAUCCCGUCCUUUGGCUCUGCCUUUAACAAGGAGAGACCAGAGGCGUCUCGCCGAACCAGCACCUACCAGUGGUAAUGGCCCCAGCGACGACACACACAACAACAAAACAAAACAGGGCUGUUGUGUGCUGCAGGCGUCAUAGAUAUUAGACCCUGCACAUACACAGCCCUAGGGCGUUUGAGCGUACAUGACUUAUCCUGUCUGUGGGUUUUCUUUGGCACUUUUUGGUUUUCUUCGGUACUUGUUUUUUUGGUCUUGUGGGAAUACAUCUUUACUACACACCGUCACAUUCACUUCCUUCUUACAUGCUCUGAGAGCUCCUCUCGACUGUUUGCUUCCGGCCUGGUAUAUUCUUAACUCUUCCGGUUUGCCAAACAUGUCAACUCGUUUAUGACAAGCAGCACUACAAUCGCUCACCCAUUUUCCUUGCCCAGUUACUGUUUAGACUCUUUUUCUUUGAGGGCUUCAUGAUUGUGCCCUUACUAUUCUUCCUGUUACUUACUUCUAUUUGACGACGAUCAAUAAACUUUUUUUUUUGCCCUGGCAGCUACUUUGAC
Messenger RNA from [Torrubiella] hemipterigena, 1690 nucleotides. The record is from the annotation of a GenBank genome assembly. NCBI's taxonomy places the organism in Eukaryota, Fungi, Ascomycota, Sordariomycetes, Hypocreales, Clavicipitaceae.